AUGGCGGAUCAGUGGAUAUCUGAUGCUACUGAGGUAAUCCCAAAUUAUGAUGAACCUAUGGGACAAACUGAAGCACCAGAAGUCAAACUUUUUGGCAAAUGGUCGUUGGACGAAGUCCACAUUUCAGAUAUAUCUUUAGUGGAUUAUAUAGCAGUCAAAGGAAAAUCAGCAAAAUAUUUACCCCAUAGUGCUGGCCGAUAUCAAGUAAAACGCUUUCGAAAAGCAACAUGCCCUGUAGUAGAAAGAUUGGCAUCGACUAUGAUGAUGCAUGGGCGAAACAAUGGCAAGAAAUUGAUGACAGUUCGUAUCGUGAAACAUGCUUUUGAGAUCAUUCAUUUAUUAUCUGGGGAGAAUCCUGUGCAGGUGCUUGUUCAUGCUGUAAUAAAUAGUGGUCCUAGAGAAGACUCAACACGUAUUGGCAGAGCAGGCACCGUCAGACGACAAGCAGUUGAUGUUUCGCCUCUUCGUCGUGUGAACCAGGCAAUAUGGCUUCUUUGUACUGGCGCACGUGAGGCAGCAUUCCGUAAUAUCAAAUCAAUAGCUGAAUGUUUGGCAGAUGAACUGAUCAAUGCAGCGAAAGGAUCGUCAAAUUCAUAUGCCAUUAAAAAGAAAGAUGAGUUAGAGCGUGUUGCAAAGUCAAAUCGUUAA
Molecule: messenger RNA, 648 nt
Organism: Thelazia callipaeda (thelaziosis nematode)
Lineage: Eukaryota; Metazoa; Nematoda; Chromadorea; Rhabditida; Thelaziidae
Source: the annotation of a GenBank genome assembly